AUGGUUAGAGAGGAACACAGCAUUCAGAAGUUUCGGUCUUUCCAUUUGAAGAGGAUGUUUGAGAUUCCAGGACGACAGGCUCAUAGUAUGAUCCUUGAGGGUGAAAAUGGUGGGGAUGAAAAGAUGCUGUCUAGAAGUCAACCUGCAAAGGCUGCAACAUUGGAGCCCCAGCAAAUAGGAUCUGUGUUUAGUCGGUCUACUGAUAAGGCUCCAAUAUCGCGAUUGAGCAGGGAAGGGGUAAUUACAGGAAGUCCCCGGAACCGGCCACAUUCAGAUUUGGAAUUGAUGAAGGAAAGGUUUGCUAAGCUGCUGUUGGGAGAAGAUAUGUCAGGUGGUGGGAAGGGUGUUUCAUCAGCUUUAGCUUUGUCAAAUGCCAUAACAAAUCUUGCUGCUUCUGUUUUUGGAGAACAAAGGAAGUUGGAACCCAUGUCUCCAGAUAGGAAAGCUAGGUGGAAAAAAGAGAUGGAUUGGCUUUUAUCAGUAACAGAUUACAUUGUCGAAUUGGUCCCUUCUCAACAAAAAUCUAAGGAUGGAACAAAUAUGGAGAUAAUGGUGACACAACAAAGAAUGGAUCUGCUCCUGAACAUCCCAGCCUUGCGCAAGCUCGACGCAAUGCUUAUUGGCUGUCUAGAUAACUUCAAAGACCAGAAUGAAUUCUGGUAUGUCUCGAGAGAUGCUGAUGAGUCUGAGCAAGGCAGCCAGAGAGAUGACAAAUGGUGGCUACCUACUGUGAAGGUUCCCCAAGAUGGGCUAUCAGAUAUGUCGCGAAAAUGGAUGCAAUUUCAAAAGGACUCUGUGAACCAAGUACUCAAAGCCUCCAUGGCCAUAAAUGCUCAAAUACUAUCAGAAAUGGAGAUCCCUGAGAACUACAUUGAAUCCCUCCCUAAGAAUGGUAGAUCGAGCCUCGGAGAAUCAAUCUAUAAGAGUAUAACAGAUGAAUUCUUUGAUCCUGAGGAUUUUCUUUCAACCAUGGACAUGUCAACAGAGCACAAAGUUCUCGACUUAAAGAAUAGAAUCGAGGCUUCUAUUGUGAUUUGGACAAGGAAAAUGCACCAGAAAGAUGGAAAGUCUUCUUGGAGUUCAGCUGUGAGAAUGGAGAAGAGAGAGCUCUUUGAAGAGAGAGCAGAGACCAUUUUACUCCUACUCAAACAGCGGUUCCCUGGAAUUCCUCAAUCAUCGUUAGACAUAAGUAAAAUUCAAUAUAACAUGGAUGUGGGAUAUUCAAUCCUAGAGAGCUAUUCAAGGGUACUGGAAAGCUUGGCCAACACAGUCAUGUCUCGUAUUGAAGAUGUUCUCUAUGCUGACUCUCUUGCUCUAGAUCCAUCACUGGCAAUGUCUGAAAGGAAAUCUUCAAUGGCAUGCUCGCCAAUGGCAGUACUGGGGAGUUCCCCGAGCCUUAGCGAAGAGCCAGAGAAGCUGGGUACUGCUGCAGAGACACCAACUUCAAAGACACUAUCUGAUUUCAUGGGUUGGAAUGCGGAUAAGGGAGAGACGGAAAUGAAAAUGAAUCAAUCAACAGAUGACUUGGAUGAUUCCGUUAAGGAUGAACAUGAGAAGUUCAUGAGCAAACUUGCUAACAUUGUGACCCACAAAAAAAUGUCUUACAUUGAGAAGCUCGAGAACUUCGGUGGCCUAAGAAGUCCAACCGCUCGCCAUUAGCAGUGGUAACGUAGAAGCAGAAUGAGCAAGGAGAAAAUGAAAAUUUUAAAAUAGAGGAAAGCUGAGAGACAGAUAAACAAGCAACUUAGUGUAGGUUUUGAUUUUUGAAUGUAAAUAUUCAGACCCACUGAAGCUGAAGUGAGUCAUCUAUUGGGUUAGAAUCACUUUUGUUGUUCUUCCUUCCUGUUCUGGAUAGGGAAGUAUAACUAAAUAUUGGGUUUGAUGCAUAUUAGAUGUCCUUUCUAGCUUAAUUGAUUUUUAGCUUCUGUAUAUUGUUCAAUGUUAAACAUCCAUAUUAGGUCUCUUUCAUUUGUUUUUCAAAGAUUCAUUGCC
This is a messenger RNA of Cornus florida, 1992 nucleotides long. Its product is annotated as rho guanine nucleotide exchange factor 8-like. The coding region runs from base 1 to 1659 and encodes 552 amino acids. Gene Ontology annotation, molecular function: guanyl-nucleotide exchange factor activity. NCBI's taxonomy places the organism in Eukaryota, Viridiplantae, Streptophyta, Magnoliopsida, Cornales, Cornaceae. The record is from RefSeq and is a predicted model, not a curated record. The transcript has 7 exons.